AUGUACAGCCCAACAUGUGGCGUCUUCCUGCCCAUGGUGAUUGAGACCACGGGUGCGUGGGCGGCAGAGGCAGCCAAAGCCCUGGCUGAGGCGGCGCUGGUGGCCCCAGCUUGCUACAGGAAGCAUGCGUGUUGGUGCGCAGUUGGCGCGGCCGAGCUGCAUUGCGGCGGCGUGCUGAGUUGGUGCCCUGAGCUCUUUGUGUUGCAGAUGGCUUGUUGGACAUCGUCUUCUGAGUGCAGGGUUGACGCGCUUGGUGAGGAAAAGAUCUUGCACCUUUGGGCAACAGGUGAGAAGAAGGAUGCCAUCGAGCAGGCUCUUGGCUGGUAUCAGUCUGUGGCUAGCAAAGAUCUCCCUGGCCUAAUCAACGCCUAUUGCCUGCCUGAGCGCAGAAUCUUGGAUCGUCCUGGUGGCAUUCCCACAAGGAGCAUCUAUGCCCAAGUUCCUCACCUUGCCAUCGGCCCUGAGUCUCCGGGGCCGGUGGCUCCGCGUGCGCUGCUGCGGCGGUUGCUGCUGGCUGCGAUAGACGAGAACUUCAUCCAGGGCAAGAAGAGCUUGGUGGCUGAUUCACUUGCAGAUCUUGCUUUUCUCUUGGAUAAGGAGGAGUUCAUCCCUUUCUACACCCGGCGGAUUUUCCUUCGCCGUGGGGGUCGACCCACCUACGGCCUGGGCACCGGCAAGCGGAGCGGCUUCUCAAAGCGCUACUGGAUUUGCACCUCGGCGAAGAUCCAAAGCGAGCUCGUCAGCCUGCUGCGAGCGAGGUCAUGGCUGCGUGCGUUGGAGUUGCUACGCCGAGAUGUUCGGGGCAAAAAGGUGUCGCGCCCAGCAGCAGAGCACACUCAGGUCUCGUUGUUCUGGAAUGAGCCGGUGCUCCACCGACCACGCUGGGCUUGGGCAUUGGAACUACUUGUUGCUGAUGACCAUGAUGACCUCAGACACGUGAAUCAGGCCUUGUUGAUCCUUGCGCGUGCAGCACAGUGGGAAGAAGCUCUUUGUGUCUUCUUGCAUCGCAUUGAGAGAUUGAAGGUCAAGGUGGACAUUGUGAGCGUGAACAGUGUGGCCUUAGCCUUGGCCAACGUGGCGCGCUGGCAACGUGCCCUUGCGCUCACGCAGCCCUGGUGGCCCUUGGCGACGGCCAUCACCUUCAACACGCUUGCGCUUGCCUGCAAGGAAAGCUCUCAGUGGCGCCGCUGUGUGGCCCUGCUCGAAAUGGCCGGGCGCCGGAGCUGCGUGGACGAUCGCAGCCAGAGCACAUUGCUGGCUGCUUUGGCAAAGGUAGCCAGGUGGGAACAAGCCUUGCUCAUCUCUCCUUCGAACGAUGUGGCUGUUGCUGCUGCCAUCUCAGCAUGUGAGAAGGGCUGGCAGUGGAGGCCUGCUGUGGAAUUGCUGGACUUCCUACAAGGCGGCCUGGGCACAGCACACAAUAGUGCCCUGUCAGCCUGCGAAAAGGCGCGGCAGUGGCGUGUGGCCCUCGUGUUGCUAUCUCAACAUCCACAACCCAGCCGUGUGAGCUUCAAUGCAGUGCUCAGUGCAGUCGAGCGCUGGGAUCAAGCACUGGAGAUCUUGCGCACCAUGACUCUUCAAAGAAUUACAGCCGAUCUGGUGACCUACACAGCUAUUGUUUCCAGCUGCGCAACUGCCAGCCAUCUAUCUACGAGCCUUGAGAUGCUGGAGAAGAUGAAGCAAGACUCUGUUCAGCCGCGGAGCCUUGCUUACAAUGCUGUCCUUCAUGCGUGCGCCGACUCCCUGGCCUGGCGCUGUGCGCUGCAGAUCUUCGGCGAGGCCCGUGCAGCGGAGGCCCUGGACCCGCUGGCGCUGCAGGCCAACACAGUGAUCUUUCACUAA
This is a messenger RNA of Durusdinium trenchii, 1842 nucleotides long. The record is from the annotation of a GenBank genome assembly. Lineage: Eukaryota; Dinophyceae; Suessiales; Symbiodiniaceae.